AUGUAAGAAAAAGAUUUAGAAACAUUAAUAUUAUCAGAAUUAAAUACUAAUAACACAAUUCUAAACUCUAAAGCCUUUUCUGACCUUUAAAAUAUACCUCACUAAGAAAUCAUAGGUAUAUUGACAUCUUUGUCAUCUGAAGAAUAUGUUGUUUUAAUCAACCAAGAAUAAAAAUAAUGGGUUUUAUCAUCCGAAGGAGAAGAAAAUGUAUCUUUAGGUACUCCUGAAUUCCGCUUAUAUUAAGGAAUACCCGAUUAAGGUAUUAAUAAGGACGAAUUAGGUAAAAAUUUUGAUAAGAAUGUAUUUAAAUUCGGUUUUUAAAAUGGUAUGAAAAAAAAAUGGUUUUUAAUUUAAGAUGGUCUAGUAAAGAAAUUAACUUAAAACGUUAUAGACGAAGAUUCGAUUUUGUUAAAAAAAAUAAAAGGUAAUACAGAUCUUGAAACUAUACCAAAAGAAGUACUAGAUAAUUUAAAAAAAAGAAAAAUUAUUUCAUUGGAAAUUAUAAAAUACUUUGAAGUAAAAAAAGGUAUUAAUUUUUAAUUAAAAAGAGAAAAAAAAGAAACUGAUUUAACUUACGAAAUGAUAAAAAAUAAUGAUUUCGAUAAAAAAUAGUUCAAACCACAUAAUUGGCAUUCUAUGGGAUAAAUAAUUGAAACUGGAAAUCUACAUCCAUUAAUGAAAGUUCGUAAAUAAUUCCGUGAAGUUCUCUUAGAAAUGGGUUUCGAAGAAAUGCCCACAAAUUAAUUUGUUGAAAGUUCUUUCUGGAAUUUCGACGCCUUAUUUUAGCCUUAAUAACAUCCUGCAAGAGAUGCUCAUGAUACUUUUUUUAUUAGAGAUCCAUCAAAAGCUCAAAAUAGAGAUUAAGAAUAUUGGGAAAAAGUAAAAAAGGUACAUGAAAAUGGAGGAUACGGAUCUAUAGGCUAUAGAUACAAUUGGAGCUAUGAUGAGGCUAAAAAGAAUAUUUUUAGAACACACACUACAACUGUCUCUUCUAAAAUGUUAAGAGAAAUAGCUAAAUAAAAAGAAUUUAAGCCAAGAAAAUUUUUCUCCAUUGAUAGAGUUUUUAGAAAUGAGUCUUUAGAUGCUACACAUUUAGCUGAAUUUCACUAAAUAGAAGGUGUUAUUGCCGAUAGAAAUGUUGGUUUAGGUGAAUUAUUAGCUGUGAUCAAGGAGUUUUUCACUAAAAUAGGAAUCCGAUCGCUAAAGUUUAAGCCCACUUAUAAUCCUUAUACUGAACCUUCUAUGGAAAUACAUGGAUAUCAUCCAAUUCUUAAAAAAUAUAUUGAGCUAGGAAAUAGUGGAGUCUUUAGACCUGAAAUGUUAAGACCUAUGGGACUUCCAGAAGAUGUUUAAGUACUUGGAUGGGGUUUAGGACUUGAAAGACCUACUAUGAUUUAAUAUUCAUUUGAAAAUAUUAGAGAUUUACUCGGUUAUGGAGUCGAUAUGAAACUUUUGAAAGAAAAUCCUAUUUGUUGUUUUAGAGACUGA
This is a messenger RNA of Ichthyophthirius multifiliis, 1488 nucleotides long. Its product is annotated as phenylalanyl-tRNA alpha subunit, putative. The transcript has 3 exons. Gene Ontology annotation, molecular function: tRNA binding; ATP binding; phenylalanine-tRNA ligase activity. Gene Ontology annotation, biological process: phenylalanyl-tRNA aminoacylation. The record is from RefSeq and is a predicted model, not a curated record. Lineage: Eukaryota; Ciliophora; Oligohymenophorea; Hymenostomatida. Gene Ontology annotation, cellular component: cytoplasm; phenylalanine-tRNA ligase complex; cytosol.